Bipolaris maydis ATCC 48331 is the source of this 1200-nucleotide messenger RNA. RefSeq lists its product as uncharacterized. The record is from RefSeq and is a predicted model, not a curated record. Lineage: Eukaryota; Fungi; Ascomycota; Dothideomycetes; Pleosporales; Pleosporaceae.
AUGUCAGUCCCUACCACCCGAUUCUCAAAUGAGGACGAUAUGUCUCUCGUAAACAAAUGUAAAGCCUUUAUCGAGACAUACACUAUGAGUCAGUGGGACUGGUGGCCUCUGCAACCUCGAGUUCCCGGCUUGACUCCCGGUCAUCUACGACUUGAAUGGGAAUUUUGCGGCGAGACACUGUACGAAACGAUAUCUCUCCAGGAGUCAACAUUAAUACAGCAAACUUUGGAUGCAAUGAACGAGCAUCCCCCUAAGUGUUAUUGCUGCAAAGUGCGACCGGUGCAAUUGAGUUGGACCACAAUAUUUGAACACAUAUAUCAUAUUAUCUGGAAGGCUUUGCCAAUCAAAGCAACGAGUCCUUCGCCAACUGCACUUACUCAACUAUCAAAAGCCAAUCUGCGCUACACUCCAACCAGAAACACUUGCGCCAAUAUUUCACCCUCGUUACCACACGGAAAGCAGCCACUACCACCUCAAGGUAGCCCCCCAAAUGGCAAUUUUGUGUUCAGCAUCAAGGACAUGUGGGGAUUUCAUAACAUCGAGAACAUUGAGAACCAUUCGCAAUUGAGCGAUCCUAUGUUCUUUGAAGAAUUGAAAAAGAGACACAAAAGCCACCGUUGGUGCUUUCAACAUUGGUUAUCGCCAUACAGGUUUCGAUACUGCCGAUUCGUCCAGUUUGAAGAAAUCCUUGAUGAGCAUGUUUCCUGUGUUGGAGAAGCACUUCCAGAUCAUCAUGGUUAUACCACGGACUACGAGUAUGAUCCGCGACCGCCAACUGCGAAAAUGCCUCUUAUCGACCCUACCCACUUUUCAGUUCUUCUUCGCGCGUGUAAUACUAUCUGCUACUCGUCUUUUCUACCUGUAUACGUUCACAAGUGCCAACACAUCCCGGCUGACCGUCGAUUUCUCACGCGUAUUCCUCAGAAGAAAGGAACAUACGACGCAUCCUCGCGUGUACAUGCGCCCAGUCUCAACUACAUUAAUCGAGUUGCGUUUGGCGUUGAAGCGGGAUAUUUUCCAUCCUUAGCUUUCUUUCUUGCCUACCAUGUUUUUCUAAUUCUAUCGGGCUUCAGCUUUUGGAUUUAUUGGAUGGCAUAUCUUCCUGAGGACUUACAGAAUGCUUCAAUACCCCUCUUCACUAUCAUCAUGCUUAUCGGAACGUUCUGGGGUCUAUUUGGGAAACGAAUAAGUAUUUCUUAG